Mesorhabditis belari is the source of this 4515-nucleotide messenger RNA. The record is from the annotation of a GenBank genome assembly. Lineage: Eukaryota; Metazoa; Nematoda; Chromadorea; Rhabditida; Rhabditidae.
AUGCGAUUCAAUGAGACGCCUUUUGAUCAAGUGUUUGAGGUCGGAGAUGAGUUGGGCAGCGGUCAAUUCGCAAUUGUAAGGAAAGUUCGGAGGAAAGAGUCGGGUGAAGAAUUCGCUGCGAAAUUUAUUCGAAAGCGUCGUUACGCAACGUCGAGACGUGGAGUUACGAGAGUCAAUAUUGAGAGAGAGGUCUCUGUGCUGAAAGCAGUGAGCGGUCACUCAAACGUUGUCGAGUUAAUCGACGUCUACGAGACGCCCGGCGAUGUCAUUCUUGUUUUAGAACUCGUCUCCGGCGGAGAGCUUUUCGAUCACGUCUGCGAGAAGGAAUAUCUCGACGAGGUGGAAACAGCAGCUUUCAUCAAACAAAUCCUUUUGGGAAUUCACCAUCUACACGCUCAAAAUAUCGUCCAUCUUGAUAUAAAGCCAGAAAACGUGAUGUUGAAGAAAAAGGGUGAAGCCCAAAUCAAAAUCAUUGAUUUCGGUCUCUCUCGACAGAUUCUUCCAGGGCAUCUCAUCAAAGAUAUGGUUGGAACGCCCGAGUUUGUUGCUCCGGAAGUCGUCAACUACGAGCCUCUCUCACCGGCAACCGAUAUGUGGGCUCUUGGUGUGCUCACUUACAUUCUACUCUCCGGUGGGAGUCCAUUCCUUGGUGAUACUAGAGAUGAGACUUUUUGCAACAUCACUGGUGUCAACUAUCAUUUUACGGAAAGAUAUUUCAAAAACACAUCACCAUUCGCGAAAGAUUUCAUCUCGAGACUUUUUGUGAGAGAUGCAAAGAAGAGAGCAACUGUCGAAGAGUGUUUAAGACAUCCUUGGAUUAGAGGGCCAGACGGUGACGAUGUUGAUGUGCGGAAAAAUGCGGCAAUCACCAUCUCCCAGAUUCAGGCGUUUAAAACGAGAUUGAAAUGGAGGAAAGCGAUCGACUUGGUGCUGGUGUGUUUGCGGACGACGAAAAGCGUGCGUUUAGCGAUGAAACAAGCAAUGGAGCUGAGUCGAUCGAUUGAGACAAGAUUUGAUAAGGAAGAACUCGUGAUAAGCGCGAUUUUGAUCGCUUGUGAAGAGGGGAAUUUGAAAGGGUUGAAUCAACUCUCGAAUUUGCAUCGUUUAGCCCCAAAUGCAGCUAAUAAGCUCGGCGAAUCGGCACUUCACGUGGCUGCUGGCUCGGGCCACCUCGAUCUUGUUCAUUAUUUGCAUAUGAAAGGAGCUGAACUGUCACCGAUUGACAAAAGAGGUGAUACCCCUCUUGCGUGGGCAUCACGUCACGGUCAUUCGGACAUUGUGAACCUCUUGGCCUCCGAGGGAGCCGAUGUGAAUUGCGCGAAUAUGUCCGGUGAGACGCCACUCCAUGUCGCUACUCGAUACGUGCAAAUGGACGUCGUGCAAGCAUUACUCGCUCGAGGAGCAGAUCAACACUUGCAAGAUGGACAAGGCGAGACUCCGUUGCACAUCGCCGCUUGGCAUGGCUACGCGCUGUUGUUGUCGAUUCUUUGCGCCUACGGUCCUCCAUUAAAACUCAGGAAUAAGAUCCCCUUGCAUGGAUCAGUAAUGGCCGCGUAUUUGUCCGAUCCGAUCAUCAACCCAGCUGCCCGAAGUCUCAAUCUCUUAACGAUCAAUGGAGUUGAUCAAGAUUUUGAUUCUGAACUCAAAACAAGCCCAAUUUCACCGUUUCCUUUACCCAAUGACUCACCACGACCUCGUGCCGCUGAUCAUGUCUCUUCGCUGUACGCGCCGCUCAAGAACCCCUAUCCAUCAACUUCAACUUUCAUCGCGAUGGUCUCCGAUAUGCAUCGAGCUUUUGAUAACGAAGAGCCGCUCUGUUGUGGGGACGACGAGACAUCACUUCAUUGUGCGGCUGCGAGAGGCCACCUUGAAUGUGUGACGAGUCUCCUUGAUGCUGGAGCUCCAGUUGAUGCUUUAGAUCAGACCGGUCAAACUGCUCUACAUCUGGCGCUUCGAAGAGGCCAUGUCGACAUCGCUCUCCUCUUGAUCACUCGUGGUUGCAGUCUCAAUGAGAGAGAUCAAUCCGGCGACACAGCUCUCCACUUGGCUGCCCGAUCCGGUUUACUGUCCGCCGUGCAGACUCUCUGCCAUUGUGGUGUUGAGGUCGAUGUGUCAAACAAUGCAUCAUUGUCUCCGCUGCACGUGGCCGCGAAAGAAGGCCACAUCGAGGUGGUGCGAGUGCUUUGUUUGGCUCGAGCUUCGAUCAACAAAAAGACAAAGGACGGACUGACGGCUGAGAUCAUUGCUUUGGCACAAGAGCAUACACACGUUGGAUCAUUGUUGGGAAAGAUGAAAAACGAAGCGACACGAGAACUCUACGUGGAGCAAUUGUGCUCGUUGGAUGUUCCGUUGCGACGAAUAAAGCUGAAAAUGUUUGGGCAUUCGACGAGUGGGAAAACGAGGCUUGUACAGGCUCUCGCGUCAACCCGGGGAAUCGGCUCUUUCAUCGAUGCGGUGUCAAGAAGAUUUUCGGACAAUAUCGCGGCAAAAGACGAGGGCCUCCACUCGGGUCAAGGCAGCUCUUUCUCUUCGGAAGCGAACAAUAACGCGAGCGAGCAAUGGUCAAAUGCAGCUCAUAAACCAUUGCACGGGAAUUACACACGCGGAAUCGAUGUACAAACGAUCAAUGCACAUGGCUGUGGAGAGUUCUCAGUGUGGGAAUUUGGAGGAUACGAGCCUUAUCACAUGGCUUACGAUCAUUUUGUUGGCAACACUGACUGUGUGCAUGUGAUCUUGUACAAAGCAACUGAUUCGACUGAGAUCCAGUACAAGCAAGUGCUGUAUUGGAUGAAUUUCUUGAAAGGUCGAGUGACGCCAAGUGAACCGAUUGGUCAUUGUGGGAUCAUUUCUCGUCGCUCAAAAGUCGUCAUCGUUGGCAGUCACGCGACGAAUCAGCAAUUCCCAUUAAAGAAUUUCGACGGUGAAUACCAAUCAUCGGACACUGAAGCAAUGCUGAAAACGGUUCGACUCCGAUUCGAGACACAUUUCGAUAUCUAUGACAAGCUAAUCCUUUUGGAUUCGACGAAUCCGUCUUGCGCUGGGAUGAAAGCUUUGCGUAAAUAUCUCACCGAAUCACGCACUUCAAUCUUGUCUAGAUUACAGAAACCCCUUGGCCUUCUCGAUGCCACCGUGCAAUCGCUGCAAUCCCUCCGGAAACAGCACUCCCAUUUCCCUGUUGUUACAUGGCCUCAUUUCUCGGCAAUCGUCCGCAAUGAGAUCAAUCCAUUGAGUGGAGACUCGCAUUGUCGGCAACUCAUCCAGCAAUUGCAAUUGAUCGGCGAAGUGGUUUAUCUGCGAGAUGAGACGGCAGAGCUCGACUAUGUCGUGUUGAAUCCGGAGUGGUUGGGUACGCACGUGAUUGGGCAACUUCUAUCAGCUGAGUUCUUGUCAAGAUGUCGCAUCACCGGCUGCUACUCCCUAGCGCAUUUCGCUCCGAUCUUCCCCGAGAUCACCGAGCCGGCCGAUCUCCUCCACAUCCUCGACACUCUCCAAUUGUGUGCUCCACUCGACUCCGAAGAUGAUAACACUUUCGAAUUCCCGGCUUUCAUUCUACUAGAGCCACCGAAAGAUGUUUGGAUGAAGGACAAACCGACGUAUGUCUAUGGAGGGGUGAGAGUGUUGCCGAUGAGAGGAAUGGAAAGAUCACUGCAAAGCACUUUCCCGAGGAUACAGGUGGCUCUCCGGCGCUCAAUGCACGAUUUUCAAGAUCCAAUGGACGCUGAUUUAGUGCAAUGGGCUGGCUGCAGCAAGAUGAGCUCUGGACAAAUGGAGGCGCUUAUUCGAUUACAUGGAGACGCUGUGGAGGUUUGUGUGCGCGGUCCUUCCGAACGAGCCACCUCGUGUUUCUAUUUCUUAGAAGAUGUCGUCAAUCUUGUCGAACAAACUGCUUCCGAGGUUGCCCCGGGGAUCGGUCUUGAGCGACACUUCCUCUCACCGAAACACUUGGCGGAUCACGUCUCCUCACCGGCCUCUUUCCCGCCUGAGUCAAUGAUGGCGAUGCAACAGGCUGAAUCAUUGAGAGUGAAAGGCACACAUGAUCUCGACGAACUCUUCACUGAUGUCGUUUGCUUUGGGAGCCGAGAAGUGGCACGAUUACUCACAUUGGGCAUCGACGUCGGUGUUGCCGAUCUGCAGUUGACGUCUCGUUGUGAGCUGGCCGCUUUGCUUGAUCCGCCCGAUGCAAUGGGCCGAGAUUGGAGCAUUCUCGCGGUCAAGCUAAACCUAACUGAUCAGGUACCCGAAGUGGACUCAACCGGUCAAUCGCUGUCUAGGACCGAUCAACUCUUGGCUGAAUGGGCAAUUCAACAUCCCGAGCAGGCGUCCGUCGGCAAAUUGUGCACAAUUCUUGCUGAGCUAGGCAGACAGGAUGCUCGAGAUGCUCUUUAUCGAACGGUUCCUCUAUAUUUAUUUGCUCCUUUAGACGAAGCUCCUCUUGGAAACGAUUGUGCUGAUUCUGGUGUCGUCUCUUCAAAUCACAGCUCAAGCGAGCACCGAUCGGCGAGCACAGUCUCUCGA